Molecule: messenger RNA, 1459 nt
Organism: Phlebotomus argentipes
Lineage: Eukaryota; Metazoa; Arthropoda; Insecta; Diptera; Psychodidae
Gene: nmd
Product: outer mitochondrial transmembrane helix translocase
Exons: 2
Coding region: 116-1231 (371 amino acids)
Cellular component (GO): mitochondrial outer membrane
Molecular function (GO): ATP hydrolysis activity; ATP binding
Source: RefSeq, a predicted model, not a curated record
GCGCAUGAGAAGAAGUGACAGCAUGCGCCGAGCUGUCAGUGUGCAAAAGUCAGGGAAACGCGUUUUCGCUCGUUUUGCGGAAAAUCAGUGAAAACUCCAUCUGCAGUGGACGGAAAUGAUGUCAGGACAUGACUUGUCGCGGAAUGAAGUGAUCCAGCUUCUGCUGCGCGUGGGAAUCGCGUCGCUGGUUACGUUUUUCUCUCUCAAAUACCUUAUGAAUGCCCUGGAUCCCACGAAGCAGAGCAAGAAGAAGGCCAAGAAUCGGGCAGAGCACCAGCUUAAGAGGCUGAAGAACAUGGAGGGAGUUUCCGUGGACCCGAGCUCAUUCUCUGAGUAUGAACUGGUCAUUGCCAGUCACCUCAUCAUUCCGGAAGAUAUCACAGUGACGUGGAAGGAUAUCGCGGGUCUGGACACGGUGAUACGCGAACUGAGGGAGAGUGUCGUUCUGCCCAUUCACUAUCGCAGCAUGUUUCACAAGUCGCAACUCUAUCAGGCGCCCAAAGGGGUGCUCCUGCACGGGCCACCGGGCUGCGGGAAGACCCUCAUCGCCAAGGCGACGGCCAAGGAAGCUGGCAUGCGAUUCAUCAAUCUCGACGUGGCGAUGCUGACGGACAAGUGGUACGGCGAGUCCCAAAAGCUGGCUUCUGCUGUCUUCACUCUGGCUGAAAAGCUGCAGCCAUGUAUUAUCUUCAUCGACGAGAUUGAGUCUUUCCUGCGAUCGCGCAACGUGAACGACCACGAAGCCACCGCGAUGAUGAAGACACAGUUCAUGGCGCUCUGGGACGGCCUCAGCACAGAGACUGGCUCGAUAGUUAUCGUGAUGGGGGCCACGAAUCGCCCUCAAGAUCUGGACAAAGCCAUCCUGCGUCGAAUGCCUGCGCAGUUCCAUAUUGGACUCCCAUCAGAAGAGCAGCGCGGUCGGAUUCUUCGCCUCAUUCUCUCAACCGAAGCCAUAACUGACGAUGUUGACUUCCACCGGAUGGCCAAGCUGACCACCGGCUUUUCCGGCAGUGAUUUGCGAGAACUCUGCCGACAUGCGUCCGUCUAUCGCAUCCGGGAGCUUAUGGACGACUUCGACAGUGCGGGAGGAGUUGCUAGGGCCUCGUCAACUUCGCGUCCGCCUCCCGCCAUCUCCAUGGAGGAUCUCCUCAACUCCUUCGCGAAGAUGCGCGAGAAUAAGCUGCACACGGGUCUCCUGUCGGCACUGGAGAGCCGCAUUGAUCUCGAUUGAAGCGCCUGGUCAAGGGACAAAUUAGCAAAAGGCUUAGGUGUUAUAUCACAGAUAUUCAACUAAUUGCACAUAAAUUGUUUCCCUCAACAGGGAAUUCACUUACAACCAAAUGAAAUGCGAGUUUAUGAGUUUUCCCGCAUAUUAGAGAUGACUUCUAGUGGUUCUAAAUUAUUUCACAGAGAUUUUAUCUUAAAAACGAAAAAUAAAUAUGAAAUGUGCUGAAAAUAA